Molecule: messenger RNA, 7738 nt
Organism: Spirometra erinaceieuropaei
Lineage: Eukaryota; Metazoa; Platyhelminthes; Cestoda; Diphyllobothriidea; Diphyllobothriidae
Source: the annotation of a GenBank genome assembly
AUGGCUAACGAGUAUGCGGACUUGAAGCAGAUGUUGCAGCAGCAGCUGAAGCUGAUGGAGGCACUCAUUGUUAAGCUGUCCAACUCGUCCGUAGGUCAAUCAAGCGCGGCUGAUGGUUCUAAAUCUGUUGAUCACAUUGCCGGCAGCAUCACUGAAUUCUUAUAUGACCCACAGGCCCAUAUCACCUUUGAGUCUUGGUACAAACGAUAAGAGGACUUGUUGUCUGUCGAUCUGGCUGCCCAGGACGAUGCAUGGAAGGUUCGACUCCUACUUCGCAAACUAGGUCCGGCUGAACACGAGCGCUAUGCCAACUUUAUCCUCCCCAAGAAUCCCUGAGAAGUCACUUUCAAGGACACGCUUCAGACGCCGUCGCAGAUUUUUGGUGAGCAAUCAUCCCUUUUCAACACUCGAUUUCAGUGCUUGCAACUGUGCAAACGACAUUUCGAUGAUUUCAUCACGUAUGCGGGCAUUGUCAAUCGUGAGUGUGGGCGUUUCCAACUCGGUUCUCUCAUUGAAGACCAGUAUAGAUGCCUUACAUUUAUCUGCGGCCCCCAGUCCCCAAGGAUGCUAAUAUCCGGACACGUCUCCUGUCCAAAGUGCAGCAGAACAACUUAAUCACACUCCAAGAGCUGGCAGCAGAGUGCCAAACGCUGAUCUACCUCAAGCACGACUCUGAAAUGAUUCAAAACCGUGCCUCAUCUUUCUUAGUCCAUACGGUCACAUCGACCAAGUCGCAUCCUGUUACACGACCCAAACAAGUGUCCAUGGCGAGAUCUCUGCCAUCUCCUUGUCAACACUGUGGCGCGUGGCAUUUCCACCGGGAUUGCACUUUCCGCCAGCAUCGCUGCCAAAGCUGUAAUCACGUGGGACACCGUGAUGGGUUCUGCAAAUCAGUACCCGCUUCUGAAGGCAAGCCAGCCCCCGCCACUCCUAAUUCCAGGCACCGUUUCCGACCAAAACGCAAGUCCAAACCCCAGUCCGUUGGUAAUUCUCUCAGUCUCUUGGCUGCUUUCCUGCUCAACGCGUCUGGUCGUAGAAAGUUUGUUUACGUUUUGCUCAAUGGUCAUGCAGUUCGCCUACAGUUGGACACUGCCUCAGAUAUCCCCAUCAUCUCUGAGAGACUCUGGCAGUCCCUCGGCAGCCCCACGAUGCAGCAGACUUCCCAGUCCACCACAAGCGCAUGAGGCGGUCUCGUACAGCUAAUUGGACAGCUGCAAUGCUCUGUGUCGUUCCGUGGUACCAGCAUCACUGCGAUCCGCUAUACCACCAAGUCUGACUUCAACCUACGUGGUCUCGACUGGAUUGAACAACUUGGGUUGGCCGAUAUGCCGCUCCGCGUAGUUUGCAGUCAGGUGCAGAUUUCCGCUGUGCUUCCAAACCAAGCCAAGGACAUUCUCCAAAGGUUUCCUCCAGUGUUCAAGACGGCUUGGGUCGUUGCACAUACACUCAGGCCGUGCUACGUCUGUCUCCUGGAAGUCAACUAGUCUUCCGUCCAAAGCGACCAGUCCCAUAUGCAGCUCUACCGCUUGUCGAGGCUGAACUGAAGCGUCUAGAGGAACUGGGAGUUUUAGUUCCUGUAUCCUUCUCCGUCUGGACUGCUCCAAUCGUUGUGGUUAAGAAGCCCAAUGGCUCGAUCCUCAUUAGUGCUGACAUCUCCACCGGUCUCAAUGCCGUGUUGACGCCGAAGUGCAAUCCAUUGCCGGUUCCAGCUGAUCUUUUCACCCUGCCAAAUGGUGACACUUGCUUUUCCAAGUUGGAUUUCGCCGAUGCGUAUCUGCAGAUCGAGGUCGCCCCAGAGUCGCGCGAAUUGUUGACCAUCAACACCCACCGCGGUCUGCCCCAAUAUACCGGACUGCCCUUUGAUGUCAAGACCGCCCCGACUCUAUUCCAACAAACGAUGAACGCAAUGCUCUCCGGCAUCCCUGGCACAGCUGGGUACCUGGACGACAUCAUCAUCGUGGGUUGCUCCCCUGCCGAGCUGCAAGACCGAGUGUGCGCAGUACUCGAACGCGUACAGGAAUAUGGCUUUCGCCUAUGGGCCGACAAGUGGCAAUUCUUCCUCGACUCCAUCAAGUACCUGGGGUUUGUUUUUGACGUCACUGGUCGUCAUCCAGAUCCUGAAAACAUUCGGGCCACCCAACGGAUGCCUGCCCCCAAGAAUGUGUCGCAACUUCGUUCUUUCCUUGGCCUGAUCAGCUACCUUAGCGCCUUCCUACCGUUGCUGCGUGACGUAGGGCCCCGCUCAACCGUCUGUCGCAGAAGGAUGCUCCCUGGUGCUGGUCCCCCGACUGUAAAAAGGCCUUCGCCCAUCUAAAGUCGAUGCUGAGUUCAGAUUUGCUGCUCACACACUACGACCCGACGCUGCCGAUCGUUGUUGUUGCAGAUGCUUUCAACCACGGAGUUGGUGCUGUCAUAUCACAUACUUUUCCCGACAUGUUACUGAACGGGAUCCUGUCCUCCGUCAGGCCAUCACCUACGCGCAGACCUGCUGGCCAACCACUGCUCUCGCUGGUGAUCUUCGCCAGCUCUUCCUCCACCGAACAUCACUAUCUGCGGUUGACUCCUGCCUUAUGUUUGCGAACCGUGUGGUGAUCCCAUCUUGCCUCCGACCAACUGUACUACGCCAGUUCCAUGCUGCUCAUCCUGGUACCAGCCGAAUGAAGUCUAUUGCUCGCAGUUUUGCUUACUGGCCGGGUAUCGACGGCGACAUCGACGACCUGGUUCGACGCUGUUCUCGAUGUCAGCAAGCUGCCAAGAUGCCGCCCCAUCAACCGCCAGUACCCUGGCAACCACCGGGGAGGUCUUGGUCACGCGUGCAUAUCGACUUCGCUGGCCCACUUAACGGAGUCUCCUACCUAAUCUUGGUUGACGCCUACUCGAAGUGGCCCGAGAUUGCGCCGAUGAAUCCAACGACCGCAUCUGCCGCUGUCGCCUCCCUGCGACGCAUCUUUAGCCAACAUGGCUUACCGGAAGUCCUGAUUUCAGACAGUGGCUCUCAGUUUACUUCGUCGACAUUUGAGGGUUUCUGCCGCCAGUACAACAUCCAGCAUCUUCGCUCGCCGCCUUACCAUCCUCAGUCUAACGGUCAGGUGGAGCGUUUUGUCGACACGUUUAAGAGAGCCCUCUUGAAAGCUCGUGGGGAGGGGAUCACGGACAAGAUAGUUCAGGUGUUCCUGUUUUACUACAGGACAACACCGAACCCGGCGUCCCCUGGUGGCGAUUCUCCUGCCGAAGCUUUGAUGGGCCAAAAACUGCGUACAACGUUUCAUGCACUCGUUCCUACCUGUGUGCAACCCGUGCAGACUUCUCCAGUCUCUCGCAGCAAGCUUUCCGUCGGAACACCUGUCUUCGUUCGUGAUUAUCGAAAUGGGUUCCCAGACUGAAUUGAGGCAACCAUAAUAGCGCACAGAGGGAGUAUGUUGUUUGAUGUCGACGUUGGUGAUGACAUCUGGGUUCGUCACCACAACCAGAUCCGACGACGACAUUGCAGUAAUACAACCAGGUCCGAGUUGGUGCCGUCACUCUCUCUUGACAUACUACUGGAUACCUUCGUCAUUCCGGCAGAUCAGUCGGUUCCCGAACCCACUGCUGCGCCUCCUUCGGAUGUACCGCCUUCGGUAUCAGUCACUGCCCCCAGGUCUCCAGACAACAAAACACGACUAAGACGCCGAACCAACCGUGUGCGCCGAUCAACACUGCCGAUGCAGAUCAAUCCACGCCAAAAGCGGUACUGAUCUCCUUGGAGGGGAGGUGUCGGGAGUGCCUACAUUCCCAAAAACAAGAGCCAACCAAUCACUGGAGAGCACGUGCGUUUGCUCUCUCUACAGCACUGUCAUCUCAAUCAGGCGCCUUUCCAUUAGUUACUCCCCUCUUCCCGAAGGUCAUUGGGCCGAAUGCCGGCGAACUACAGUAGGGUGUUAUAAAUAUGCGUCACCUUUAUCUAGUCGCGACUUGCAGUGUUUUGCUAAUACACGUUCCGUGGUCAGCCGUGUUUUCUUUGUCUGCUGCUUCGGUAUUGGGGACGAGAGUCGAGUGCGUAUACGCUCCACGGGAUUUCAUGUACCAGAUGGGUUAUAACAAUAACGGAGUAAUGCUCAAAACAGUAACAAAUGCAACGGGAAACUCGGCUGGUGCAAAACUGAGGUGCUUGUACACGGAUGCCCAAAGCCUCAUAUGGAAAUUAGAUGAUCUAAAACUUUGCCUUGCCGAGCUGUCUCCAGAGGUUUUAGCAGUGGCCGAAGUGAUCACGAAGUGCUUAUGUGGGAUUAUUCGUUAUUCUCCAUUUCACAUACUCCAGACCACAAAAGACGGAAUGUUUGGCGGGGCGACUUCAAUCAGAUGAGGGCAGACUUAUCUGGUCUCCACUGGGGCUCAUUGUUUACGGGAAAUGCCAACGAUGACUGGGAGCGGUUCAAGAAUGUCCUCUGCAGCUCAUCAACAACCACUGCCCACUGACUAGUGUAAGACUGAACAAACGUCCUGUGUGGCUAAAUAGCAACCUUAAGAAAGGAAUCAACAGGAAGCACAAAUUGUGGAGAAAAUACUGCGUCACUAGACAAGCUGAAUGCUUCAACACCUACAAGACACAGAGGAACAAACUGAGGAACCGGAUCAUGAAGACGCGGCGGAAAUUCGAGAACUUACUACAAAAAUCAACGAAGAACCCAAAAUUACUCUACAGUAACCUCCGACGAAGUAGAAGGAACAGGCAUCAAAUCCCCUUAAUAAGGACUACUAAUGGCGUUGAGAUUGCUGAUAGUAGGGAUAAAGCUGCGUAUUUUUCACGGUUUUUCCAAUUAGUCUACACAAACGAGGCAAGGUUCCUUCCUCCCUCCACAGAGGAACUGCCGACCCCACGCGUCAGUGAUACACUCUUCUCUGAAGGCAUUGUCCGAAGAGAAUUAGAGGCAUUGAACGAAUCGAGGUCGCCAAAACCAGACGAGAUUCCUUGCAACCUUCUCAAGGAACUUGCCAGUGAACUUUCUGUGCCUUUGUCGAUGCUCUUUCAAACGUCAUUUGACACAGGAACACUUCCUUUCGAUUGGAAGUUGGCGCAGGGCAAACUGGAGGUAACAGGGCAGCGACGACAAAUUACAGGCCCAUAAGCUUGACAUGCAUUCUCUGCAAAGUUAUGGAAAGGAUCAUAAAGAGUGAACUGAUGCACUUCCUGGGAGUUCCUAGCCUGCUAUCGAAAUGCCAACUUGGGUUCCGAAAAGAAAGAUCCUGCACGACAGACAUGCUGCAAUCUCUCCAGAGCUGAACCCGAGCUCUCGACGACAAGCACGCGGUCCACAUAGCUCUCAUCGACUUCCAGAAGGCAGUCGACACUGUGCCACACCAAAGGCUCUUACAUAAACUAAAAAUAGGGAUCAAUGGCAACUUCCUUAAAUGGAUCGAAAACUUCCUUUUAGGCCGACACCAUGUUGUGUGCAUCGGUCGAGGAAAAUAAGAUCCUGCUAUGGUCGAGAGUGGUGUCCCCCAGGGUUCAGUGCUGGGACCCAUUUUGUUCCUUAUCUACGUGGACGAUGCCGCAAGAGAUUUAGACUGCGAGGUAGCAAUGUUUGCCGAUGACAUGAAAAUAUGGGCUGUACUUCGGGGUCCUGCCGACGAAGACAGACUGCAGAUGAACCUGAAUCGGUUGGAGGAGGGGUCAAACCGUUGGCUCCUGCGGUUCAACGUUGCCAAAUGUAGCAUACUUCGCCUAGGCAACACAGCCAGAUCCGCCAGCACAAGAGACUACUUUCAUGGCGGUGCAGCCCUACAAGAGGUCUAAGCCCAAAGGGACAUCGGUGUGCUAACGACGAGUUCCCUAAAGCCAUCCGCCCAUUGUUCGACAGUGGCAAAAAGCGCAAUGUCCGUACUGUACGCAAUCAAGCGUGCGUUUACGGACUUUGACAAAGAUGCUUUCUCAGAGACAUUCGGAACAUUCGUCCGGUCGCAUUUGGAGCACGGCAUACAAGCCUGGAGGCCGUGGGCGGUUGAGGAUCAAAACAGCCUCGAAAGAGUUCAGAGGAGAGCCACGAAGAUGGUUAAGGGUCAAAGCUCCUUUCCCUAUGUAACCCGCCUAGUAAAUCUGAACGUCUUUCCUUUGAGUUACGGGCGACUUCGCGGGGAUCUCUUGCAAGCCUUCCGCAUUGCAAAGGGGGUGGAUUGCAGGCUGGCCUUCAAGGACUUUUUUGAAUUUGCUACCACGACCAACCCCCGAGGUCACCCGUUAAUACUGCCCACUCAGCAGGCAAGGCUGGAUGUUCGAAAGUUCUCCUUCUCUAUUCGAAUGGUCAAACCCUGGAAUGCGCUUCCCGCAGAUGUUGUGAUGUCACCAUCUAUACAAAGUUUUAAAAAAAAAUCUGGACGUAUCAAAAGAAGAGGGGGUGUUCACUGGGACGGUGAACGCCCACUCUUCUUUUGAUAUGCCACCUGGGAAUCGCAUUUUCAAUACUAUUGAUGUGAAUCUGGACAUAAUUAUUUUCCGAAAUGACCAAUAGCGAUGAGAAGUAGAGCUCACUCCCUGUAACUCGUUCUCUUUUUGUCCUACAAUUAUGGGCGUGUUUGAACUAUUUAAACCCAGAACAUUUAUCCGUAUACGAAACAUUUUUUACGUUGCAAAUAGGGUACUCAAAGGCUUACGCCUAUUUCCCUCAAUAAACUGGAUUGAGCAUUUUCAAAAUCAAUAACGUCACGGAAUGAAAAUUCGGAUAUCUCCUGUUGGCAGUAUUGAAGGGCUGACAGAUUAGGCACUGCAGGGAAGGCAGGAAAGCCUUUCUCGGUAGGACUUCGUAAUGGUUGCCGGACGAGACCGAGUUUUCUUUGAUAUCAUUGCAGAAGUCUAUAAGCAUUGGUUAAUGGUUGGCAAUUUCCAAAGUCCCACGCGUUGACAUAUGGGAAAUGUUGUGAAUCAUUAAUUUUGUUUUGGUCUGUGUUUUUAUUCACCCUCAUCCAAUUGUUCUUCUUCGCCUCGUAUCUGGUUUUUUAACUUGCUUAUGUUUAUGUUUGUCUCCGCGACUAUUUUCUUUUGCUUAUUUCAGUUUCUACUUUCCAGUUUUUGGUAUGCUUUCUUCCCAAAGGGCUGAGUUGUCAGUUCUAUAGGUCAUGAAUGCAUAUUAGUAUCCGAGCAUUCUAACGCGAAAUAUUCCUAUUUCUGGUUUCCGAAAAAAAGCAUAAUUUCGAGGCCUUAUUUUCAAGUCAUUGUCAGGUGUUCGGACCUUUAUUUGUUCCUUUCGCUGCUGUCAGCAUCAGAUUUGUUUUCGUUUGCUUUUUAAAGUACGCUUUUCCAUGAUGCUGUUUUUCUCCACACUUGCACCAGAUUCCUCUAUUGUUUCAUAUUAAGCCCCCCACUAUUGCGAUUUUUCGAAGCUAUAAAAUAUACCAGUAUAAUGCAUGUCGUUUCACAGUUUGUUGCAUGACGUCAACGAAUCGCGCAUUUAAUUGAAUAUGCAGAUGUUUGGCCUUUGCUGACAAAACUGUUAGCAGAAACGACCAAAUACUCAGUAAUGUAUGGAUUUUAGACGAAAAUGGUUAUAGACACACUUUAAAAUUGGCGUAUUAAUAGUGAGUUGAACUUACAUUUCUUAAUCUCGACGGCGCCAUAGUUAAACGUUCUGAGGGCGGCCAUUGUUGCCUCUUAGUUGCGCUGCAGGUGGGUUUGCGUUUAUUCUGAUGCUUUUGGUUUAACAUACGUUUUUCUUACGUUUUAAAUCUGCGUUUUUAGUUUUCGUCACGCUCGUUUUAUUUCAAAUGA